AUUUUCUCAGCAAAAAACUGUUCACCAUCAAUCCUUACCAGGCUCACUACUAGUUCAGUAGUUUGAUACGAUAUGGAUACUACAAGCCCUACAGCUUUUGUCAAUGGAGGAUUAUUACACAUGCAUGUGGGACGCAAGGUGCGAGCUGUGAUUCAGGUUACACGUUCUGAUGUUGGAUUUGUUAUGGGAAAGUCUGCAGAUGACCGCCAACUUGUUGUAAAAGGCUCUCCACCUGUUCCUCUUACAAGUUAUGUUGAGGUCAUUGGUGUUGCUGAGAAUGAUAAUUCCAUCCGAGCUGAAAUAUGGACCAACUUUGGUGACUCGUUUGGCAUGUCCUACUCCAGAUUAAAUUUACUUGAUCUUUUUGAACCAUGCUGAUGUGACCAUUUUAACAUAGGGAACUUCAUUUUAGGUUUCAAACAUAAUGAUUUGGGUGUUAUGUGGACAUGGAAUCCCGGAUUGGUGUUAGGACAAGCACUUCUACGUUGGACAUGUUCCAAUAGUUAGUUUAUUGGGGUGGAUGAAUCAGAACAGUAAUUGCUAACAGUAAUUGUUAAGCGUUUCUGCUUCUGCUCACUGAAAGAGUUGCCUGAUCCCAAUGUUGAUGGGCUUUAUUAACUAUUAGGGCUAAUAGGAAGGGUAAAGUGGUAAACUUGCAGUAAAUAUAAAUGCUGGCUGGCUGAUUAUCAUUAGUAUAGGUUUGAGCUAACGUGCUUAAGUAAAAUUACAAUAAGUUUUUAUUGCCAUGCUAAGUGGCAUCUUUUCCACAUGAUGCCUGUGGCAACUAGCAUCCUCUCAGGAGGUUUUAUUGCUUGACAUAUGAGAUUGUUUAAGAACUGUUCCACUUUAUAGCCAGCAGAGGAGCUCUUCUGUCCAUGAGUUCUCAAACAGUCAAGGGGAGCAAUAUUAUAUGUUGCCUUGGAUCUGUCUGAAGCAGUAAAAGCUAUGACUUGUUUAUAAUUAUUUGACUACGGAAAUGUUCCUGUUACCUCCAACACUGACCUAGAACUCGGUCCUUGAAGCCUUAUUUCUUUAAUCUUCAAUUGAUUUCAAUUUUUUUUUUUUACUUUGUCUCCUUUUUCAAUAAUGGCAGAUGCAUCCAGCUAUGAUCAGGUUUGUCAGCUUGCAAAUGGAGAGUUCAAACACCUCUUCCUCUGAGGUGUUCUAAGAUUUUCUUUGGCAAAAACUUUUAGCUAAACAACGUAUUUGGCAUUCUAUGUCCAUAUAAAAAGGUGGAAUUGUGUGAAGGAACUUGCUCAGAUGCUUUCCAUAGAAGUCCCCUUAUAUUGUUUGUCUUUGGGGUAGCUGUUUUUGUCGUUUGCUUCCUCUGAUACUUGUUCGUGUUUCUUCUGUGUAUUACUUAAUUUCAAUGACUUCUUUGAUCCCUAUUGAGGCUUAUUUGCUAUUUUUCAAUGAGUUGUAGAAUUU
Molecule: messenger RNA, 1428 nt
Organism: Durio zibethinus
Lineage: Eukaryota; Viridiplantae; Streptophyta; Magnoliopsida; Malvales; Malvaceae
Source: RefSeq, a predicted model, not a curated record